CCGGAGGUCCCUGAAGGCGGCCGUAGAGGAAGGAAGGAACCCUGGCAACGCUGCUGUCACAAAGCUAACGUUUAUCCGCUAAGCCUCUGAAUGCACCAGCUUUGUCAACAUGCACUUAACUGUGUAUCAACCAUCUAACCUCUACCUCAUAUCUUCCUCAUAACAAAUUCACCAUGGCAUUUUUUAACGAGCCAAGCUAGCAGACAUCUUUCUCCUUCGUCGUAGAGCAGUUAAACCAGCUAACCAGAACUAGCUGUUUGUUAGCUCGGGUGAAUAUGGCGAUUGUGUCUGGAUCCUGUGCCAGGGUAAACGGGUCUAGAAAUGGGCCGACAGUUUCGGCUACUCCAUCUGGAUCCGUGGGUCAAUCUCAGCCCAUGAUAGCGGUGUGGGAAUGGCAGGAUGACCUGGGCUAUUGGAGGCCUUACAGCGGACAGGUGAGCGCCUUCAUCGAGCGGAGUUUGUCUCCGAGGAACCAGCGAGGAGGAGGAGCAGCCGGAUCAACGAGCAUCUGCCUCGGACAAUCAGACCCCAGCCUGACGCCUUAUCUCAUCGACAUACCGAGCCUGAAGCAGUUCCGACAGGACACAGGAAAGACCCGGUCAGUGCGCCGGUCCCUGUUUGCCCAGUCCUCAGGCCUGGGCAGUGGUGUUUACUGGGAAUGGCUCAAUGAUGAAGGAGGAUGGACUCCAUACGAGACUCGCACCUCCAUCCUUCUGGAGCACAGCUACCAGGCCCGGCAAGGCACGGCAGACCUGGGCCCACAUGGAUACAACUACAUAGUGGAUCUGACGUCUCUGGCCCAGGUUAACAAAGCGACCGGCUUCAGACGGCAGGUCCGACGGCAGUGUAACCUCCCCUACCCCCUGGCCUCCUCCGGACCCCCGGCCAUACCCUCCUCCAGCCCUGCCUGCUCCUGCCAGCAGUGUUUGAGCCACAGCAGCACAGGACCCAUGCCCAGCCGCUCACGACAUUCCUUUUCAUCAGGCAGUCUGAACCGGCCCAGUCUUCAGGCCACAGGGAGGACUGCGGCUGCUCACCCCACCUCUGUCUACUCGCCAUACCCGAGGAGACCCCUCUCUGUGGGAGGGAUGUCCUGGGGCAGCCCCUGGCCUCCACCAGCCUCUGGAAGUCAGCUGUCGGCCCCACUCCUGCCCAGCUCGGCCAGUGCCAACGGGUUAAGUGUCCCCUCCAUCUCUGUGCAGCUGAACGGAUCCACCAGUGUGAGCUCGGCCCUGGCAGGCAUGGCCUCCAUUUUGAUGUCAGCAGUGGGACUCGGCGUGCACUUCACCAAUGCCCCCCUCCCUCCUCCUCAGCAGCAGCAGCAGCCUCCUCAGCAUCCUCAGCAUCAGCAUCAACAUCAGCAGCCUGCUCCUUUCUCGCUUCCUCCUCCUCCUCCUCUCCUCCCCCCCGGCAGCAGGCCCAGCAAGCCCCCCAGCAGCAGCAGCAGCAGCAGCAGCAGCAGUUCAGUUAGGAGAGCAAAGAGGCAGCACAGGAGAGCCUCUGCUCAGAGACCCGAGGAGGUGAUUCAGCGCUACAUGGAGGUAGUUGCCGGAGUGCCGGAUGAGGACUGCAUUAUCUGCAUGGAUCAACUGUCCAACGCAUCCGGCUACGAGACGCAGUCCACAGAGGAGGGGGGCCCGAGCGUCCUGCCAGACACCGUGGGGAAGUUCAUCAAAUGUGGACACACCCUGCACAUGCUCUGCAUGCUGGCCAUGUACAACAACGGGACCAAGGACGGCAGCCUGCAGUGCCCCUCGUGUAAGACGAUCUACGGAGAGAAAACCGGCACGCAGCCCAAAGGCAAGAUGGAGAUCUACAGCAUCGGCCAGUCGCUGCCAGGACACCCGGACUGUGGAACCAUCCAGAUCAUCUACAGCAUCCCGCCGGGCAUGCAGGGCCCGGAGCAUCCUAACCCCGGACAGCCGUACAGCUGCAGAGGCUUCCCUCGCUUCUGCUUCCUACCAGACAACGACAAGGGCCGGAAGGUGCUGGAGCUGCUGAAGGUGGCUUGGAUGCGGCGCCUCAUCUUCACCGUGGGAACUUCCAGCACCACCGGGGAGCCUGACACCGUGGUGUGGAACAACAUCCACCACAAAACCGAGAUGAUGUCCAACCUGUCGGGCCACGGCUACCCUGACCCCAACUACCUGGACAACGUCCUGUCGGAGCUGGCCUCUCAGGGCGUGACGGAGGACUGCUUCAAAGCUGCGGCAGGCGGCGGCAGCGGCUGCUAGGUCAAAGCUCCGGAGAAAAAAAAGUCUGCAACCUCUGUCUGUUCUUACGUUCGUUCAGCGUCCGCCCAACCCUCAUCGAGUGAGAUUAAAGCGGGAGCGGGGUAAAAAGCCUCUCUGGAACAAUUCAUUUACAUUCCUGCUCAUUCACACUCCUGGAGACUGAGCCUGUUUUCAUCAACCUGGAGACUUUCUGUUGUUUCGUUUUUUUAAACCAUCAUCUGAAUCCCCUUGAAAGUGGCAGCUUUACACGGAGGAUAGGAAUCUCAUUAAGCACUUUAGUUCUGACUGCAUUUAGCAAAACCACGUGUGAUUUCCCGGUGAAAGGGCAAAUUGGGAAGUUAUGCAAUUAAAGGGGAAAAACACUGGAACACGCGUAGCAAAGUGAGUGUAUAUUCGCCUGUCCGAUGUAAAUAACAACAACAUGUAAUAGAACAUUGUUAAAAAAAGAAGAGAAACCGGUUGGGUCCAAAAGUCAAGGAGAGAAACGUUGUGUAUUUUUAAAUGUUUACUCUGCUUCUGAUUGGACCAUCUGUUGUGAUAUUUUACUCUCUAAUCGAAUUAGAUCAACAGAUGUCUGACGCACUCACGCUCAUGUUUUGAAUCUGCAGUAACGGCGCCCGUGGGCAUUGUUUCCGUCAGUGUGUUAAGAGUGUGUGUGUGUGUGUGUGAGGGGACGAGGUCGUACAGCGCCACGUCCUCCGGUCCGAAACAGAUGGGGGGGGGCUCCGGUUUAAGGACAUUUUAAAGUGUGACAAUCAAGGUCAUCGAACUCGUCUUGAUUAACCAAGACACGCGAGGCGGCGGCCGGCAUGAUCAUGUUCCCCGCGGGCUGUGAGCGCAGCGCCUGAACGCACCACAGCGGACUGAGUCUUGACAUGUAUACAAGCAACACUCAAAAAAAGUCUCUGCAAUAAAGAAAUGAAACUAAAUACAUCCUCA
Eleginops maclovinus (Patagonian blennie) is the source of this 3173-nucleotide messenger RNA. RefSeq names its product deltex 2, E3 ubiquitin ligase (gene dtx2). The coding region runs from base 276 to 2234 and encodes 652 amino acids. The record is from RefSeq and is a predicted model, not a curated record. Gene Ontology annotation, cellular component: nucleoplasm. NCBI's taxonomy places the organism in Eukaryota, Metazoa, Chordata, Actinopteri, Perciformes, Eleginopidae. The transcript is spliced from 9 exons. Gene Ontology annotation, molecular function: zinc ion binding; ubiquitin protein ligase activity. Gene Ontology annotation, biological process: Notch signaling pathway; protein ubiquitination.